AUGAAACAAUUUCCUUUUUUUUCUUCCAUCUUUUUUAUCGCUAUUUCUUUGUGUUUUCUUUCUUUCUUUUUUAUUCAUUAUUUCCUUUUCCUUUCUUUUCUCCCCCUUCUUUUCUUUCCUCAUUGUUUUUUAUUUAUUGGUUUUCGUUUACAUCACUUUUCUGUUUUUGGCUUUCUUCAUUUUUCUUUGUCUGACCUUUCUCAAAUAGUGAAAAUCUAUUUUAAUUACUGUUUUCUUUCUUUCUUUCUUUCUUUCUUUCUUUCUUUCUUUCUAGACCUUCUUUUACAUCUUCUUCCUUUAUGUUAUUUAUCUUUUUUCUUCAUUUUCAUUUGUGUUAUUUCUUUUUUCAGUCGUUUUCCUCUUUCGCUUUACCUUUUUUUUCUUUCGAUCUCUCUCUGCUUGCUUUUGAUUAUUUUCUGGUCCUCUUUCUUUCUUUCUUUCUUUCUCUCUAGGUUUACACUUAUCCAUUUUCUUUGGCUUUAUCUCUUUCAGAUUUUUUUCUUACAAUCAUCCAUUUUUUUCUUUCGCUUUUUCUCUUUCAGUUUUUUCUUUCUUAUAACCCUUCCAUAUUUUCUCUUUCACAUUUUUCUUUCGUACGCCCUUUCCAUUUUUUUCUCUUUCACAUUUUUUUCUUUCUUACAACCUUCUAUUCUUUCUCUCAUAGAUUUUCUUUCUUACUCACUUCUAUUUUUCUUUCACAUUUUCUCUUUCAUAUUUCUUCUUUCUUACACCCUCCCAUUUUUUCUUUCGCUUUUUCUCUUUCAGAGUUUUUCUUUCUUACACCCAACCUGUCCUUUUUUUGUUUUUACUUUGUUAGAUUUUUUCUUUCUUACGCCCUUCAGUUUUUCUCUUUCAGUCUUUUUCUUUCUUACGCCGUUCAGUUUUUCUCUUUCAGUCUUUUCUUUCUUACAUCACUUGAUUUUUUUUUCGUUCACUUUUUUUUCAGAUUUUUUCUUUCAUCCUUCCAUUUUUUUCUUUCACAUUUUUCAUUCAGAUUUUUUUCUUACAUCCUUCCAUUUUUUCUUUCGCUUUUUCUUUCAGAUUUUUUCUUUGUUACACCAUUCCACUUUUUACCUUCUUUUUUUCUCUUUCAGAUUUUUUUUCUUUCGCUUUUUCCCUUUCAGAAUCUUUCUCCCUUACACCCUUCAGUUUUUUCUUUCAGAUUUUUUUUCUUUCUUACAUCCUUCCAUUUUUUCUUUCAAUUUUUCUUACUUAUACGCUUCCAUUUUUUCUUCCGAAUCUUCACUUCCAGAUUUUUCUUUUUCCCUUUUUAUUUUGUUUUUCUUUUCUUUCUUUUUUUCUUUAGGGUAUUUUCUUUGA
Acanthosepion pharaonis is the source of this 1320-nucleotide messenger RNA. The record is from the annotation of a GenBank genome assembly. NCBI's taxonomy places the organism in Eukaryota, Metazoa, Mollusca, Cephalopoda, Sepiida, Sepiidae.